UCAUAAUACUCUUCUGACAUAUCCUACUCAUCAUAGAUCUACAGAUACAUACAAAAAAAAAAAAAAAAGGGAAGUAGUCCUCUUUUAUUUUUUAUUUUUUUAUUUUAUCUGUUGAUUAGGGCCAGAGGAAAGUAUUGUUGGGUUGGUUACCUCCCUCCGUUUUCCCUCCCACCCUCCCCUUGCAUGCAUCCCGUUUCGGUACAGUGCCACGUCAGCAGUGCCACGUCACAGUGCCAGAUCAGCAGUGCCAUGUCAGCAGUGCCAAGUCACAGUGCCAAGUCACAGUGCCACGUCAGCAGUGCCACGUCACAGUGCCAGAUCAGCAGUGCCACGUCAGCAGUGCAAGGUCACCUUGCCACGUCAGACUGCCAUGUCAGCAGUGACAUCCGACACAGUGCCACAUCAGCAGUGCCACGUCAGCAGUACCACGUCAGACACAAUGCCACGUCAGCAGUACCACAUCAGACACAAUGCCACGUCAGCAGUGCCACAUCAGCAGUGCCACGUAAUCAGCAGUGCCACGUCGGCAACAUGACAGGCCUGUCAGGCCAACCGGCCAAUGAGACCAUUGCCGCCUACAAGCAGUGUUGCCUGGCUCAGAUAGAGGCUGAGGAACAACGCCUGCUGGCAGUCGAGGCUGCCCGCGUACAGGCUGAAGAGGCAGCAGCAGCAGAGAAGCUGCGGCUACAGGCCGAUGCAGACGCAGAUUCCCAGGCUUGCCGCAAGGAAGCCCAGGAUCUGCUACAGCGGCAUGAAGCCACAAGCAUUGACAGACUCAAGUUCUGGCAUUUUGAACCGAACGGCGACGAGGCAACACCGGAAGAGCAGCAUAAGGAGUUCCUCUCCAAACUCGUGACACGGUUGCUGUAUGCUUGCAACUACCAACGGUCAGAGUUGGAGAGACGGUACCAGGACCUGACGCAACAGCAUCAGGAGUUGGCAACGCUCCGCCACACAGUGCAGAGCCACGAGGAUGCAACUCGGGCACUCAAUGCCCGAUUGCUGGACCUGGAACAGGCUGUACCAGGACCAACUGCUGGGGCUUCCAGCAGUGCACCCUCUAGCCGCCAACUGGAGGAACGCGUUGACCACAUCCUGGCAAUUCUCGACGACAUUAACACCUUCACCAUCAGCACUCAGCUGCAUACCUUGAAGACCGAGGUCCAACAGCUGCAGUCGACGAACACAGAUGGCAAUCAGAAGAUGCCAACUUUCCAACUGGAAAAGUUCGACGACUACACGCAGCAGGAUCCAACCCUCUGGUGGGAAGCAUUCACGACGCAACUCAGGAUUCUGCCUGUCGCUAAGCACGAGUACAUCGGCGCCCUGUUCCUGAACUCAAAGGGCGGAUGCCACACCUGGUUGACCCACCUGGCAACCUCCCACGGCGUCGACGUACCGGACCUCAAGGACAAGAUCACAUGGGAAGAAUUGACACGGCUAUUCGGCUGCGAUUCGGCCGCCUUGCUAGCGGCCUCCUCCACAUCUGGGAAGGAUGCGAAUGUCGCAAGUCCUCGGUAUACUUACGAGGAUUAUGCUGUCCACUUGGUCCCACCGCUGGACCAACCGCUCCACGUGCAACAGCCCACCGCAUGCACGGUUUCAUCACCAUCGUCAACCGAUUCGGCAGCUUCGCCGCAAUCUAUCGCCGGGGAUUCGACGUCAUGGUCAAGACUUGAUGAGCUCGACCCGUUGACGUUCACGGACUUCCAGUGGAUGCCCGUUCCCUCGACCGGACGAUUGCCGAAACCGCAUUGCAAUGUGCUCAUGGCACAAUUGCGGGACUACUUGCACACUGCAGUACCAGCUCCGUUGAUGAACGCUAGAGCAGAGGUUGUCGACCUUCUCGCGUACAUCGCGAAGAUCGACCGCGAGUUCAAGACGCAACGGUACGACGACAUCGACGCACCAUUGCUAUACGUAUGCAUUCAAAUCGGAGAGGCGACCUGCAGUGCCUUGAUCGAUUGCGGAGCAUCUCGCAACUACAUCAGCCAGGACUUCAUGGUACGCGCCGGCCUUACCCCACGUGUCCGGAGGAAGUCCCAGCCUACGCAAGUCACUCUGGCAGACGAUCAUACGCACAAGUCCAUCGACCGGUGCAUUGACGCCGUCCCAGUGUACUUCGCCCCUCACGCAAGUGAGGCGGUGUCCUUUGACAUUCUGGACACCAAAUUCGACAUGAUCUUGGGCAUGUCAUGGCUACGAAGCGAGGAUCACCCGAUGAACUUCUUCAAACGCACCGUUCACAUUCGUGAUCGGAACGGAGUAUUAGUUCCAUGCACGGUGCCCCUUCCUCAUCCUUCGAUUAGCUGCCACGUGGUAUCCGCCGCAAGCAUGCGAGCUUCCAUCAUCAGAGACGACAUCGAGGAGAUGGGGGUGUGUUUUCUCCACGCCCUCCCGCCCCAUGACGCUUCAUCGACGGACUCACCUUCGGAUCCAUGCAUCACCGAACUUCUCGACGCCUAUAGCGACGUACGAUCAGGAACGCCGGCCCUCUCCCACGCAUCGAUAAUCUUCUCGAGCGAUUGGGCGGCGCCCAGUUUUUCUCGAAGCUGGAUUUCAAGUCAGGGUACCACCAACUCAGUUCGCAAGGAGGACCGUUACAAGACCGCAUUCAAGACACGAUAUGGGCAUUUCGAAUGGCUGGUUAUGCCAUUUGGCCUUACGAAUGCCCCGGCCACUUUCCAAGCGGCUAUGACAACGGAGUUCCGACACAUGCUGGAUCGUUUCGUACUUAUAUACCUCGACGACAUUCUGGUUUACAGCCGGAGUCUGGACGAGCAUGUGGAACACCUGCGCACCGUUUUGGAGCGGCUACGACAGGCCAAGCACAAAGCAAACCGCGACAAGUGCGAGUUCGCACAGCAGGAGCUGGAGUACUUGGGCCAUUUUGUGACGCCGCAAGGCAUCUGUCCGCUCGCGGACAAGAUCGAGGCCCUACGAGUAUGGCCCGAGCCCACCAACACCACGGACGUUCUGCCUCCCAUCAACUCGCUUGAUGAUGCAAGGAAGAAGGAGCUACUCGCGUUCGUCAUGGCUCUCAAGCGAUGGCGGCACUUCCUCCUUGGGCGUCGUAGGUUCACAUGGGUUACGGACAACAAUCCAUUGACCUACUACAAGACGCAGGAUACGGUGAGCAGCACGAUCGAACGAUGGAUAUACUUCAUCGACCAGUUAGACUUCACACCGAAACAUCUACCCGGCCUCUCAAAUCGCACAGCAGAUGCACUCUCGCGACCAGAUCUUUGCGCUAUGACACAUCAUGCCUUCGCAUUCGACGAGGAGCUUCAGCGACACUUCAUCCGAGCAUAUGAGUCUGAUCCGGACUUAGGCACGCUCUAUGCACAACUAUCUUCGGAUCACUCGCCGACCAGCCAUUAUCGCAUUGCCGACGGGUACUUGCUCCUCCACUCGAGAGGCAAGGACUUACUAUGCGUCCCACGCGACCGUCGUCUUCGGACUCGCCUCCUCGGCGAGUAUCAUGAUUCACGACUCGCCGGCCAUUUCGGAGUCAACCGCACUAUUGCACGGCUUCGACAGCGAUUCCGAUGGCCCGACCUCAUUACCGAUGUCACUCGGUAUUGCGACUCUUGCAAAGUUCGGCGACGCAGCAAGCCCCGCAACCUCAAUCCCUAUGGCGAGUUACACCCGAUGCCUAUCCCACGGGAACCCGGUCUCUCCAUUGCCAUGGACGUCACCGGUCCGUUUCCUCGCGACCAGUUCGGGCACGACGGCAUCCUCACGGUUGUGGACCGAUUGAGUAAGUACGCGCGUUUUCUCCCUUGCAAGUACUACUCCACGGCUCCCGAGCUGGCACGCCUCCUGCACACUGGUUGGAUUUGUGGCCACGGUGUACCAGAAGACAUUGUCAGCGACCGCGACACUCGUUUUCAUGUCGGCGUUUUGGACUGCUCUCAUGAAGGAGUCCGGCACAACAGUGAAACCAAGUUCGGCCUGACAUCCUCAGACAGACGGGCAGACGGAGCGGGCACAUCAGCCGCGGGCGAUGAGCCCGAUGGCUGUUCAUUUGUGAUCAACAUUCCAAAGCAUCUGACGGUCCAUCCGGUCUUCCACGCCUCGAAGCUGGCAACAUACACGCAAGCCAAGAGCUACGACUCUCCGGACCGACGAUCGCAGGACCCUCCUUCUAUGGAUGGCCAUCAGGAAGUUGACUGCGUCAUCUCGCAAGUACGGCAGCAAGCCGCGGCAGUACAAAGUCCCAUUCAAAGCAUGCGAUCGCGACGACACUCGGUGGAUUUCAGGCGAAGAUUUGAAAGCAUCUGCACCGCUGAUCUACGCGCAUUAUGAAAAGCGCAGGUUAGCUYAGAAAGCUUCACGA
Messenger RNA from Chara braunii, 4339 nucleotides. The record is from the annotation of a GenBank genome assembly. NCBI's taxonomy places the organism in Eukaryota, Viridiplantae, Streptophyta, Charophyceae, Charales, Characeae.